Asparagus officinalis (garden asparagus) is the source of this 4236-nucleotide messenger RNA. RefSeq lists its product as uncharacterized. The record is from RefSeq and is a predicted model, not a curated record. NCBI's taxonomy places the organism in Eukaryota, Viridiplantae, Streptophyta, Magnoliopsida, Asparagales, Asparagaceae. The transcript is spliced from 8 exons. Bases 258 to 3908 code for a protein of 1216 amino acids.
AAACCUCUUCCGUUUCUCUCUCUCUCUCUCUCUCUCUCUAGAGCAAUGACGAUACAAAAGAGACGCCAAAUCUGAACGAGAGAGCAAAACCUCGACCACCCCCUCAGAAAUCCCCCAAACCUCCGAUCGAUCGCCGCCUGAGCUCCGAUCGCGAUUCGGAUCGGAUUCAGAUCGGAUUCAGAUCCGAUAACGCCGGUUGAUGGAGGAUCGAUCGUCGGGGGUGUGCAGUUGAUCGAGAUCGAAUCGGAUUCGAGAAGAUGCCAGGUUUGUUGAGUGCUCACGUUCCGGAGACAUCGCCGCCGACGGCGGCGGCGGGAUCGAGUGCGAUUUGGUCGAAGAAACGCGAUGAAAUCACCUUCGAUCAGCUUCAGAAGUUCUGGAACGAGUUGCCUCUCCAAGCGAGACAACAGCUCUUGAGAGUUGACAAACAUGGUCUUUUUGAGCAAGCUCGCAAGAACCUCUAUUGUUCAAGAUGCAAUGGGUUACUACUUGAAGGCUUCACUCAGAUUGUAAUGUAUGGGAAAUCAUUGCAACCAGAGGGUGCUUACUAUCACCUAACCAAUAGAGCAGGGACUGCCUUAAAGGCCCACAUUGACUGUGAGUCAGAUGACAUACAGGACCCCUCAGUGCACCCAUGGGGAGGUUUAGUAGCAACCAGGGAUGGAAUACUAACCCUUCUAGAUUGCUUUAUCAAUGCGAGGUCACUAAGAGCGCUUCAAAAUGUUUUUGAUAGUGCCCGAGCAAGGGAACAUGAACGUGAAUUGCUAUACCCCGAUGCAUGUGGUGGGAGUGGACGUGGCUGGAUAAGCCAAGCGAUGAAUAAUUUUGGUAGAGGGCAUGGGACUAGAGAAACUUGUGCUUUGCAUACUGCCAGGCUUUCUUGUGAUACACUAGUUGAUUUCUGGUCUGCUUUGAGUGAGGAGACUAGAAUGUCUCUUCUACGGAUGAAAGAGGAGGAUUUCAUUGAGAGGCUCGUGUACAGGUUUGACAGCAAGAGAUUUUGCAGAGACUGCAGACGGAAUGUCAUUCGUGAGUUCAAGGAAUUGAAGGAACUAAAGCGCAUGCGAAGGGAACUUCGCUGUACAAGUUGGUUUUGUGUGGCAGAUACUGCUUUCCAAUACGAGGUAUCAGAGGACACAGUCCAGGCAGAUUGGCACCAAUCCUUUAUAGACACAGUUGGAACCUACCAUCAUUUUGAAUGGGCUAUUGGAACAGGAGAAGGAAAAUCUGACAUUUUGGAAUUUGAAGAUGUUGGCAUGAAUGGGAAGGUCCUUGUAAAUGGACUUGAUUUGGGAGGUUUAAGUGCUUGCUUUAUUACACUGAGGGCUUGGAAGCUUGAUGGCCGAUGCACAGAGCUGUGUGUGAAGGCACAUGCAUUGAAGGGGCAACCAUGCGUCCAUCGCCGUUUAAUGAUUGGGGAUGGUUUUGUGACGAUAACUAAAGGGGAAAGCAUCAGAAGUUUUUUUGAGCAUGCUGAAGAAGCAGAGGAAGAAGAGGAUGAUGAUGCCCUGGACAAGGAUGGAAAUGAUAUAGAUAGCGAUGGUUCACGUCCCCAGAAGCAUGCUAAAAGUCCUGAACUUGCAAGGGAAUUCCUUCUAGAUGCUGCAACUGUUAUAUUCAAGGAACAGGUCGAAAAGGCUUUCAGGGAAGGUACAGCCCGCCAAAACGCACAUAGUAUAGUUGUUGUUUUUCUGUGCUUGAAACUGCUGGAAACGGAGCGUGUCAUGUUGCUUGCAAAGAGAAUAAUUACAUUAGAGAAGCAGAUCAAACUUCUCGAAGAAGAAGAAAGGGAGAAGCGUGAAGAAGAGGAGCGAAGAGAGAGGAGGAAAGCAAAAGAGCGGGAGAAAAAGCUUCGAAGAAAAGAAAGACUCAAGGGAAAAGAAAGGCAGAGGGAAAGAAAACAAAAUGAAUCAAAUCCUCCUCAUCUUGCUUCACCGGCAUCUACAAAUGACUCAUCCACAAGUACUCAAGAUGACUCUUCCCCUGCCACUUUGGACUCUGGGGAUUCAGUUAGUGAUCCUGGGGAAGUUGUUACUCCCCACAGACCCAUAUCUCCUGAUGUGGAAGAUGAGCAGUCUCCAAAUGGAUGUAUUGACACAAAGAACCUGAAGAGUGAUAGCCUACAACACCAAUGUCACAUUGAUGAAGAGACCGGUGUUCAAGACAGCAACAGCUCUUUUAUAAUUGAGCAGUCAAAAUCAUCUAGGAGGAAAAUGAGAUUAAAGAAGGAUUCUCUUUCAGGUCCAGCACCCAAGUGGUAUGACGAUAGCGGUCAUCAUGAUGGAUCUGAUACCAUUUUAACAGAUUCUUCCAGACUGAAUAAUGGAGGUCAUAGGCCAAUGAGGGAAAGGGUUGUGAAGACCAACACUAGGAGUUGCAAUCCCAAGUUUGGCGAGAAAUACCACUCUUCGAGCAACAGACAGCGUGAGAGAUAUGACUCCCAGUCCUGCAGCUGCAACCAGAACAGUGAUUACAGGCAAAAGGAUGGCUUUCAAAUUUCUACCAUGAGACCAGUAAGGGAGAUCAAGACUACAUAUAGGACAGAGGCAAUGUUGGAUAUGCCCAGGCCUAUGUAUCGAGGUAGUAAGUAUGGUCAUGGAUGUUUCACUCCUGAUAGUUGUGCCCCACCGAGAGGAAAGCUUUCUUCUAGUAGUCCUAGCAGAGAUAUUAUCCAUACAAGGCAAGUAUGGGAGCCUAUGGAUUCUCGGAGGAAGGGCACCAGGAGCAAUCCUGGGUCAGAUGUUACUUCCAGAGCUGCUGUUGUGGCCAAUCAAUGUGAAGAAAUUCAAUUAGGUAAAGCUGACACUGAGCACUCAUCUCCGAAAGCUGAUACUUUGAGUAGUGGUUAUGAGGACUGUGAGGAUAGCAAAAAUUCUUCUAGUACUGGAUUUGUUACGGUGAUGAAGUCAGAAUGCUACUCAAAGGAUGGUGCAGUAUCAUCCUUUUCCAUGAACAAUAGUUGUGUUGAUCCCACAAUGAGUUCUUCAAGUUCUGACAACUGCUCAUCAUGCCUCAGUGAGGGAGACAUCAGCACCAGUUCUUCGGGUAAAAACACUGAAUCUUCGUCGACUUCAGAUUCUGAGGAUGCUAGUCCACAAUCAGAAGGAAGAGAUGAUGAUUCACUCAACAAGUGUUGGAUAAAUGGAGGCAGUUCUUUCACGAGGACGAGUGCAGAAUCUGAAGUCGCCGACUAUGUAACCAAUUUUCCAAGAGAUGAACCCAGAACAUCUGCUCCCGUUUCUGAUAAUGGGGUUUUCCGAUUCAAUACACCUCCUCCACAGCAGCAGCACAGCCUGCCAAUGCAUAAUCAGAACAAUCAUAUGCCUGUUUUCUCUUCUCCAUCCACCGGGUAUCACAACCAAAGUGCAUUUUCUUGGCAAGCUUCUCCCAAUGGAUUGAUGCCAUUCCCUCAGCCCAACCACUUUGUUUACCCCGCAAACCCCCUCGGCUACAGUUUACCAGCGCCUCAUUCUUCAGAGUUUGGCAUGCAGUAUAAUCCCCUUCAGAGUAUAACUACUCCUCUAUUUACUGCACGACACCAUUCCCUGUAUCAGAAUAGCAACAGGUUUUACGUUACAAACCCCAAAGAGCAGUUCAGGAAUCUCACUGCUGAGGAGCCAGUAUCAACCGAACGGCAAUUUCGAGACCGGCGUAUGCCUUCGAAACUACCACCAAAUGGGCAAAAUGGGAUUAAAGGGAAUGCUUCUAGACCUCGUGGCAGCAGUUCAUCCUUCUCUUUGUUUCAUUUCGGUGGCCCAACUGUAGGAGCCACAGAGGAAAGUACCGGAAGAACGGCACUGAAAUCAGUUUCAUCUCAUGCCGAUAUUUCUUGUUCAAAGGUGGAUACGGAAAUAGAAGAGUACAGCUUGUUUUCCACAGGAAAUGGCGCUAGAUUUUCGAUUUUCUGAGCGCGUCAUCACCUACGUAUAUCGGUGAAGAAAAGAUGCUGAGUUCGCGGUAUCUCUGCCCUCGUGUGGAAGUGUGAGUGUCUGUAUUUGGUAAAAAGCAAUAAUUUUUUUUUUCUCUCUCAAAAAGUUUGCAGUGGUAUUUUCUCUCUGGAGUUUAUUGUGCUUGUCCUAGGUUUUGAUUGUCGAAAAAAAAAAGCGAGCGUUCUAUAUGCUCAUUUCGUUUUCUUAUUCUUUUUCCUGUAUGAGGUUAAUCUUUUCUCCAACAUUUAUAUUCAAUUUUUUUUUUCAUAAAUGAAGCUUUAGGAGUGCUUGUUGCAAGAUUUAUUUC